CAGACGAUCACAAUAACAGGAGUGAACAUCGUUGGCCAGGCUCCGUCUAUUUAAGCCUCAUCGUUCGCUGUUCUCUCAGUUUUCGUCAUUCAUCCAAAUGGUGAUUCCCUUAUUCCCUUCAAUAUUCUAUUGACCAGGGCCCUCUCCACUCCGAUGCCUAACAUGAAGCUCUUUGUCGGACUUGUUACACUUGCGGCCACCGUUGUGGGCCAAAAGCUCUGUGAUAAGUACGACAGUGCUAGAAGCCCCCCAUACUCGGUGAACAACAACUUGUGGGGAGAAUACCAAGGUACCGGCUCCCAGUGCGUGUACAUUGACAGCCUCUCCAGCGCGGGUGCGUCGUGGCACACUACUUGGAUCUGGAACGGCGGUAAGGGAACGGUGAAGAGCUACUCUAACUCAGGCGUGGACUUCGAGAAGAAGCUCGUAAGUGAUGUGCGAACCAUUCCUACCGGGGUGGAAUGGACGCAGGAUAACACCAAUGUCGAUGCUGAUGUUGCAUAUGAUAUGUUCACCGCGGCAAACGUGGAUCAUGCUACAUACAGCGGUGAUUAUGAACUGAUGAUUUGGCUUGCCCGUUACGGCACAAUCCAACCCAUCGGUAAGCAGAUUGACACGGCCACGGUGGGAGGAAGGCCCUGGGAGGUGUGGUAUGGCACCAGCAUCCAGGCUGGUGCUGAGCAGAAAACGUACAGCUUCGUGCCAGUGAACCCGAUCAACAACUACAAAGGGGAUCUCAAAGCUUUCUUCGACUAUCUCUCCAGCACGCAAAGCUUCCCCUCUGCCACCCAGUAUCUGAUUAAUCUUCAGUUCGGAACAGAGCCAUUCACCGGGGGUCCCGCAACGUUCACUGUGUCCAACUGGACUGCCAGUGUCUACUAAGGCAUAGGGGCAUUGGACAAUAGAGGCAUAGUCUUGGUAUAUCUCCAAAGCCGACCGGUAAAAUUGUGCGUUUGGUUCAGAGCGUUGGAUGAGUACGAGCUCGGAUUCUCAAAGGCUAGCUGGAUAGACAGGCCUAUUCAACAUGGGCCCCUACCCUUCUAGAGCAGACGUAGAUAGUGAACAAUGCAACUUAUUCCGCUUUGCGCCUCUGGUGUUCUUAGCACCCCUUUUCUACGGGGGGAAAUUACAGUCGCGUAGGAAAUGACCUUUAUAGACAUCCUGCCCCUGAUCGUUUGACACCGGGCAU
Messenger RNA from Monascus purpureus, 1189 nucleotides. Lineage: Eukaryota; Fungi; Ascomycota; Eurotiomycetes; Eurotiales; Aspergillaceae. The record is from the annotation of a GenBank genome assembly.